AAAAAAAUGAUUUGCAUAUUAUUUUUCUGUCCUGGAACUCAGUAUCACCAUUGAACAUGGAGGCGAAACCUUCCUCUGGUACUGAAAGUGCGUCGUCGUGUGCCUCGCCAUCACUGAAAAUCUCGUCGGAAUUGGACCCUCGACAUGCUUCUGAGACCCUCACCUUCGUUACCCGCAUGGGUGGCGGUGUCUCCAUUCCUCAAAACUGCAACACCAAUGGCUUCUAUGACGCCUUCAUUCGCAGCUUCAUCAAGGUCGAUCACAUCCAACGGGGACGAAUCUCUUGCACUAUCAUCGCCAAACCACCUAUCUGUAAUGGCUAUGGAACCCUUCAUGGAGGGGCUGUUGGGGUCUUGGUUGAGGUUUUGUCGACUGCUUGUGCUAGAACUGUAGUUGCUGAAGACAAGCAACUUUCUCUUGGAGAAGUUAGCAUUUCUUAUCUCUCUGGCACUCCAGCAAAUGAAGAAGUGCUAGCUAAUGCCUCUGUAGUGAAGACUGGAAGAAAUUUGACUGUAGUUGCACUUGAGUUUAAAUCAAAGAAAAAUGGGAAUUUGCUGUAUAUUACUCACGCCACGUUCUAUAACAUGCCAGUUUCCAGCUUAUGAACAUUGAGCUUUCCGGUGGUUCUGCUGUUCCAUUUAAUGUUUGUCAUAAUAAAAUUGCUUCAAAUUAAUUGGACCAGUUCACAUGAGUAAUACAUCUAGUGUUGUAUGCUCUUGCUGCCCGUUGUCAUAUCCAUUAUGAUGCUAGUUUCCAAAGUUAUGACUCGGGGGAUUAUUUUUAUUGAAAUAUAAGGAUCAGUGCUGUUGAUGUUCAAAGCUCAGCCUAUCUUAUGACAUAUAGUUUGUCGCAACUAUGUAUAUUAGAGCAGAACAAGUUAUGGAUUUCACUAUCCUAAUUAGUCUAUCAUUCAUUGUAAUUGUCAUUUAAUUGUAAUCUUUAACUUUUCUUUUUUCACAUGGGUUUCGAACUUGAAUCACAGUGGGAGUGACAUUGUGAAAUGAGUAACCACCAUCGCAAUCUGUCUUUCUUUUUUUUGA
Messenger RNA from Lotus japonicus, 1040 nucleotides. RefSeq lists its product as uncharacterized. Gene Ontology annotation, molecular function: fatty acyl-CoA hydrolase activity. The transcript has 3 exons. The coding region runs from base 57 to 605 and encodes 182 amino acids. Lineage: Eukaryota; Viridiplantae; Streptophyta; Magnoliopsida; Fabales; Fabaceae. The record is from RefSeq and is a predicted model, not a curated record.